AUGAAAGAGAGAAACAACAACAACUACAUCAACAACAACAACGUCAACAACAAUAACAUCAAUAACAACAACAACAGCAGCAGCAAAAAUAGCAACAACAACUACAUCAACAACAACAAUAACAUCAACAACAACAACUACAGCAUCAACAAUAACAACAACAGCAACAACAACAACAACAGCUACAUCAACAACAUCAUAAUGUCAAUUAUAAAAAUUCCCAUCUCCUACACCACCUCCAUCGACAACAACGACUUCUACUACAACUACACCUACAAAAACGAUGACGACGACGACAACAACUACCACUACUACAGCAGUUCGAAUAUCGAAGGCAGCGACACGCGCUAUAAAAAUGACCCGAUGAACUAUCCGAUACCGACGAGCGUACCGGCGAAUAACCGAUACGUAAAGGGAUGGCUGGAUCCGUCUACCGCUAAAAAACCGACCGUGAAAGUGGCCAGGAUGUUGACGCAGAAUUAUAAGGACAUCAAGAUGCCUUCUGUCUUUUAUUCAAUUCAGUCCUGUCUUCAGAGCAAAAUUCUCUGGGAGGAUGACGCAUUUCCGGCGAACGGCACAUCCCUAUUUCCGAAGUCCAUGUACAGUGGGGACGGCAGGUUUCAGUGGAAGAGACCCGGGGAGCUAUGCAACGACCCGCGCAUGUUCGUCGACGGAGUAGACCGCUUUGACGUCACUCAGGGAGAUUUAGGUAACUGCUGGGUGCUGGCCGCGAUUGCCAGCCUGUGCGCCACAAAGAACAGACCCAUGUUCACCAAAGUUGUACCUGGAGAUAACAAAUUCUUCCCUAAAGACGAAUACGCUGGAAUCUUCCACUUCAACAUAUGGCAAUAUGGAAAGUGGGUGGAGGUGGUGGUAGAUGAUAGGCUACCGACGGUAGAUGGUCAACUGGCGUUCGUCCACUCGAAGACUCUGAAUGAGUUCUGGCCAGCUUUGCUUGAGAAGGCAUAUGCCAAAUUAAAUGGAUCGUACGAAGCCUUGCAAGGCGGAAGUGUUAGUGAAUCAAUGGAAGAUUUCACUGGCGGUGUUGUUGAGACCUACCAUUUUAGAAAAGAAGGGCCAGAACUCUUCAAAAAGUUGUUCAACAUCAUGAAGCAAAGUUACGACAGGGACUCGCUGAUGGGCUGUUCAAUCGAUCCAGAGAUUACGAACGGAACGAUAGAGGGGAGACUUCCGAAUGGCCUCAUAACUGGACACGCUUAUAGCGUCACUGGCCUGAAAAAGUGUGACGUAAAAGGGAGAUACGUUGAAUUGGUGAGAGUAAGAAACCCUUGGGGGAAUGAAGUGGAGUGGAAAGGAUCUUGGAGUGAUAGGAUGUCUCUAGAGGAUUUCACCCAGCAGUUCACAAACCUCGACAUUUGUAUGGCCACCCCACCGCACGAGAACGAGCUCCAGGUCCCGGGUUCGAUUACAAGGUCGACCAAGAGACACUGGGAGAUGACGUCAUUCGAGGGGAGCUGGAAGAGGGGCGUGAAUGCCGGAGGGUGCAGAAAUAAUUUAGGAACCAUAGUUGUGGCUCUGAUGCAGAAGGAGAGGAGGAAGAAAAUGAUAACAGAGGGGUUGGAAAUGCUAACGAUUGGAUAUUACUUGUAUAAGUACAACCUCAGUACUUCCAAGUCGCCGGCCUUCAGUAACGUGCGUGAAAUGGUUGGCCGUCACAAACUCAAACCCGGCAUCUACGUCAUCAUCCCCACCACGUUCAACCCUAACCAAGAUGGCGACUUCCUAAUUAGAGUUUUUAGUGAGAAGAGUACUAAGUUAUCAGAGAUAGAUGAAAAUACAAGUUUUGUUGGCAAGCCUGAUAAAAAGGUUGUUCAGUGUAUUGGUAAGAUAAUAUGUGCAGUCAAAGAAGACGUGCCUAUAUAUACCGCCGAAUCUGAAAUAAAGCGUGUUAAGACGCUGAUCGUGACGAAGGACGAUUUGGCAGAGGAGAAGGAGAUAAAGGAUUUGUUCCGGAAAAUUUCCGGCGAUGAUAUGGAAGUUGACUGCUACGAGCUCAUGGAUCUGUUGGACAAGAACUUUAAACCAGGCAAUGACACGGAUCACUCGGGCAAGUUAGGUUAUACGGAAUUCAAGAAAUUAUGGAAGGACAUUAGAUUAUGGAGGAAAGUCUUCAUCCAGUACAAUAAGAGCGAUAUAUCAACGCUGGACAGCUUCGAGUUGAGAUCAGCUCUCAGUUCUUCAGUUGACCGAUCACAAGUCUCCGCUACUACACCCUCAGACAGUCUCUUCCCAGCAAAGAUUGGCGAAACGUCCUUGACCUACUGCCGAAAAGUGGAUUGCGCCCUGACUUGCUACGUCACAAAACCGUGUGAAGCGUUUCAUCUUAUUUCCUAUACGUCUUUGGGUCAAUCCCUUAAUCUAAAUUUAGUAUCGGGAAAAACCGAAGUUGAUGUAGCUAUGUGCAGGUGCAUAAUGUUCAAAAGAGUUACUUUUGAUGAAUGGGUUGAUAUUGCGGAUAAAAGUACCUGCAAAAAAAUCAACACCACAUUGCAAGUCUCAUGUAGCUUCGGGUAUUUAAAGGUUGACAAUUUUAUAAAUCCAGGAAUGCUUUAUAAAACUGAGGGGAUGGAAUUCUUUAUUGGUAAUAAUGAUUAA
This is a messenger RNA of Helobdella robusta, 2616 nucleotides long. RefSeq lists its product as hypothetical. The record is from RefSeq and is a predicted model, not a curated record. Gene Ontology annotation, biological process: proteolysis. NCBI's taxonomy places the organism in Eukaryota, Metazoa, Annelida, Clitellata, Rhynchobdellida, Glossiphoniidae. Bases 1 to 2616 code for a protein of 871 amino acids. Gene Ontology annotation, molecular function: calcium-dependent cysteine-type endopeptidase activity. Gene Ontology annotation, cellular component: cytoplasm. The transcript has 22 exons.